GCGUGCGAUGAGUUAUAGAAAUUGUCGAAUUACAAGAAUACGUACGUACGUAGGCCUACGUUGGAACUUUUGACUAUUUAAACAUGUGCUGGAAAGAAUACCGCUGACGUGUUGAGCGUGUGCUAUCAAUCAUGACGUUAUUGUUGAUGUGAACCCCAGUGUUAAAUUGUCACUCGUGUUGAAGGGGAUGACAAAAGCCGUCCAAAUUAGUGCUUAAACACGGUUGUGACGGUGUGAACACGAUGACGAUGGACUUGAAGGAGUAAUUUCACCCGGCAGUACACGUGUACGUGUACGCCUACAGAUCGGUGAUACACGGUGACGGUGUGAACACGAUGACGAUGGACUUGAAGGAGUAAUUUCACCCGGCAGUACAUGUGUACGCCUACAGAUCGGUGAUGUACAGUUAGAUGCUCAUUUGACAUUGCCUAGCCGGUACAUGUAUAUAGAGCAAGGACACAGUGGAGCCUGGAGGUGAUGAAAGACAUCAAGAAUCUGCAGUUUCUGAUGGGGAUCACUUGCAAAGAGGAAGUGCAGCUUGUGAAGCCAAGUCUACACGUAGUUUGAACCAUGAUGUCUCACCAAGGUUGCUGCCCAUUUGUUUGCUGCUGAUUGCCGGUGCGUGGAAAUCUCCCAUAAGAAACUACCAGUAAGCUUUUUUGGAAUUAAAUUGCAUUUCACUUGUGCGAUCAGUUUUACCAAGUGAGUCGAUGAGGGAAAAUACCUGAUUGGUAUUAUGGAGAAGGACAAUGCAACUCGAUUAGGGUCUGUAGAAGACUUCAUUGCGGGGAUCAAGUCCUAUUACAAUAACCCAGAGCUAAGUGAUGUGAUUAUCCGCGUGGAUGGCAGCGUCUUCCAUUGCCACAAGUUCUUCCUGGCGUCAUCCAGUGAUGUCUUCCAGACCAUGCUGACAGGGUCCCAAUGGGUGGACUCCCAGCAGCAAGAAAUCAUCCUGGAGGAGAGCCCUGAGUGUACUGCCGUGUUCGGUGAGUUCCUGAGGUACCUGUACUGUGGGCAGGUGACGGUGGACAUGCGGACCAUCAUGCCCAUCUUCACGCUGGCCGACAAGUACAACAUCCACCGGCUGCGCUGCCAGUGCGAGCGAUACAUGACGGAGCAGAUCGGGCAGGGCAAUGUGCACGGCGCCCUGGACUGGCUGUCCUUCGCCGAGACCUACAGCCUGGACCAGCUGGUGACCCACUGCUACGAGGUCAUCGCCUGUAACCUACCCAAGAUCCUGGAGCUGGAAUCCUGGCUGGGCUUAUCUGUGGACCAGAUGUGCCGGCUCCUGGACAACCCCCAGCUAGUGGUGGCCGACGAGUACACCCUCUUCAAGGCCAUUGAGCGGUGGCUGGUGCACGACCUGCAGAAGGGCGGUAUAACGGCCAACCUCCGGCGGGUCCUGCCCUUCAUCCGCUUUGCCCAGAUGACCUCAGAGCAAAUCCUCACCAUCGAGAAGUCAGAGUUUGGCCAAAUCUACGACAAGCAGAUCAAGGACUAUAUACUGGACGGUUACAAGUUUCACGCUCUGGCCGGGACAGGGAACAUGUCGGAGCUGUUCUCGGCUGAACGCUACCUGGCCCGGCUCUACCUAGCCCCACCGCAUUGCCAUGUCCUGUACGUUCACCCAACCAGCACGGUCAUGGCCAAUGCCAUGACCCAGGGUUACCGGCCGAAGAGCGGCUCCCCAUGGUACCUCCUCUUGAUGCAGAACUCCAAAGCAGAUGCUGUGGCGGCCGCUAGCAGCAGCAGUGCCACCAGUGAUGUCACCAGCGAGCGGGGCAUGCUGACCAAUGUCACAUACAAGCUGCAAGCGCCCAACACCGACAUUGGGAAGUCCUUCAGGCUCGCCAUAUCAGCGUAUGACGGAAACGAUAGAUUCCUGAAUGCCGUCACAAAGAGUGGACUUGUCUAUAAGCCGGACGGGCCCACCGCCAAUGUGCACUGGAGCUUGACAACUAACGUCACCACCAUCCACUCCCAGGCAUUCUUAGACAAGAAAGGAGGCAAAAUCAAACUCGGCGUAGUCAUUCAAGUGUUCCAAGCUUGAUCAAAUUUGAUUCGGGUGUCAACUUAAAAAUUCCUAUGGGUGUGCAUUAGGUCUGGGUAAAUGGUUUUUGUUUACAGAUUAUACAUGUACGAAUGUUUUAAUUUAAUCAGGUCAGCAGUUAUGUGCUAAAAUGUACCAGUAAAAUACUGCACACCACCAGAAUUGUAAACAUCAAGGACGUGAGCUUGCCUUGCACCAAAUUACAUACAUACAUGUAUACGUACUUCCUGCAUGUACAUGUAUGUAAAUCUGGCCAUAAAGAACUACUCUAGUAUCCAAACCAGGCUAACGUUUACUUCCUCAGUGCUUAAUUAGCAUAAAUGCACUGUCACUAUACGUACCGGUAUAUUGGCCAAAAAUUGCCUGUGGCUUCUGUGCACAUGGAGGUACAGGUACUCCUUCGUGUGACAAUUGAGAGAUAUUCGCUCUUUGCACGCUGCAGCCAGAGCCUCAAAAUGGCAGCUUAUACAAUCACAUCAACGCAGCUUUUUUAAAUAUUGUCCAAUCGCAUGGUAUGCAUGUACGCAUGCAAAAUUACUAAGCAUACACAGGAUUCACUGAACCAGGUAUAUUUAAUGUGUAAAGCUGCCAGAUCGAGGCUCUGCAUGCCUGUGGUGGCAGCAUGCAAAGAGCAAAUUGCAGUCAUUUGAAUGCACUGUUCUUAGACAGUACAGGUUUGUGCACAUUCAAAUGAAAAUUAGGUUUGCCAUGCUUAUAAAUAUGUGAAUAGGCUUGACAGCACCAUGCAUACGUGAGCACAUCAGUUGAGUAGCUUUGUAUCGGUAUCAUCCAGUCUGCAAGCACAGUGUACUAUGUAAAUUUAGAGGCAAUAAAUUACUGGUACAUAAGAUACAUGUACUGUGUAAACAAACCUUUCAAAAAAUCCUUCAAGUAGAACACUUUGCCACCGUACCAAUUAAUGAUGGAGACUGUUUUUUGCACAUGAGCCUGCCAAAAAUCCCACAGUUAAAUUCUAAAUAUUGCAACAGUCAUUUGAACCACUAGGCAGAAUUUCAGAGAAUACAGUAUGUAUGUAUAUGUACGUGUAACUGCGGAAUCCCUUUUAUAAGUAGCUUCAUUGAACCGUAUCUUUGUGAGUGAGCUACUCAGUACUUACUGGAUUCUAAAACUCUAAAAUUACAUGAACAUUUGUACAUGUAGGUUAGGUGGGGGAGGGGGCGUAAUCCCAAGUGAAGGUCUGUGCCCUUACAUGUGCAUGUAUAUGUACAUGUAGGUGCCCCCCCUCCCCAUUUGGAAUGUGGAACCUCUGUACAAUGUACAAGCCACAGUUCCUUGGCUUCAGGUGUGCCUCUCCCCCAAAAAGGUGUGUUGCCCUGGGUGUCCCCUAGAAAUUCCACCCUAAAUGUCACUGUCUAUCCCCAUUAUGUAAAAAAGUAUCAGAACAUUAUAGACACUAAGAGUAUGCGUAAAGGCACAUGUAUGAGUUACCCUGUGAAUAAAGAACAGUAUAAAUUUACAUACAGGUAAAAUGAUUGUCAAAAAUACGUUAUAAACUUCAAGUUGCUCCAUUUUGUUCAGAACAGUGUCUUUGUGAUGAAUGUAUAAUGUGUACUGUACGUGUAUGUGCUGGAACUCAAGACUGUGUAAACACAUUCACAGUACAUGUGGCAACGUACCAUAAAUUAUGUCUGGUUUACAUAUUCAUGUUCUAUUCAGCAUACGGUAUGUAGUUACACUACUCAUUAUUCAAGAAUUCCUGGAUGUCAGGGAUAUCGGCCAUUCCAAACUAGGGCGCAUUCCAUUAAAUACGCAUGUACAUAUAUACAUGUACAGUGUAUGUGAAUGUGUUCAGUGUUUGCAAACAAAUUACAGUUAAAACUGUGAAAGAUUAUAAACCACACUACAUGUAGAUCUUAAAUGGGUAAAGCAAGCCAGUUGUACGGUAAACUUUUUUUGGAGUUCUUUGAAACUGUGUACGGUACAUAUGUACAUGUAUACAUGUACAUGUAUGUUGUUACAGCUACAUGUACACGUAUAUGCUUUAUACGUGUCAUGAAUACGUGUACGGUACAUUACGUGUUAAUGUAAUCACAUGAAAGCACAUGUACAUGGAUAAUUUAAAUGUUUCAAAAUGUUCCCCCAUAUUUGUGGUUGUCAGAGUACAUGCAGUUGAAUUCAACUUGCAAAAGUGUAUGUGAACAUUGAAUCUUGGCAUUUUCAUAAAGUUUGAAAACCUACAAUGCAGUUGCAGAAAAUGACUUUGAAAGGUGAAAGUUGUGUGCAUGGAAGCUAGAGUGGAGUCUGCAUGUUUACCUCAAUACAGAGUUGCCAGUGAAAUUACAUGGUGUGUUAAACUUUGGUUCAUAUUGUUUGAACUCGUUAGAUUUCCCAUACAGUUUAAGUGUAUCAAGAACAAAAGUUGUACAAUGUGAACAAGACUGAAAGUUAAGGAUGCAACAUGGAAUAAAAGAGUAUAAACAGAUCGCUUUUUGCUCCAGGAAGUGUGCUUUUGUUGCAAGUGACUAUGCAAACUUACAAGUUCCAAGUUGCCAGACUGCGUUUGAGUUUUAGUAAAGGCCUUGAAUGGGAUCGAUCUACAUGUACUACCGGUAUCUAGCAUAAUUUACACUGUACAUGUAUGUACAAAAUUGCCAAUUCCUCAAUGUUUUUCACACUGAUGUCCCUUUUUAUCAGAUUGCAAAAUGAAGUGAUGCGCAUCAAAACAACCCAGGGUAGUUUUCUCUUUCAACCUGCAUGUACUGGUGAAUGUAUGUACCAGUAUACAUGUAUAUACAUAUAUAAAUGUGAGCUUAAAUAAGAGCACUGAAAGCAAUGCUGUCUCAAGACCAAAGAAUUUGAUGGGGAUUUGAAGAAGUAUGGUACAUGUGUAGAUGUAUGAAAGUUUUGAAGUAUUGGCUUUCAUAUGAUGUUAUUACAGCGAGUGUGUUUGUGGAUAUGAUCACUUUAUAUUUGCCAAGGACAACAAUGGUUUCCCCUUCCUUUAAUAAGGUUUGUGUUCAAGACUUUCAGCUUUGCUAUGGAUAAACCAAUUUCCUUGUUCAACUUCCCCAAUAUUCAAGUACUGUAAUGGUCACACAAAAAAGUAAGUCUUGUGAUGAAACUUUGGUAUUCCAUGUUGUUUUAGGCUUCUGUACAUGUGCUGCCUACUUCAUUGUUUAAAAGCUGGCUUACAUGUACAUUUAUUUCAAUGUUAUUUCCUUAAAAAAGGAAGGGUAUCAGGAUUGGUGGAAAUAUAUCCAGCAUCUUUA
Messenger RNA from Acanthaster planci (crown-of-thorns starfish), 5280 nucleotides. Its product is annotated as BTB/POZ domain-containing protein 17-like. Lineage: Eukaryota; Metazoa; Echinodermata; Asteroidea; Valvatida; Acanthasteridae. Gene Ontology annotation, molecular function: protein binding. The record is from RefSeq and is a predicted model, not a curated record.